Molecule: messenger RNA, 1828 nt
Organism: Sardina pilchardus (European sardine)
Lineage: Eukaryota; Metazoa; Chordata; Actinopteri; Clupeiformes; Clupeidae
Gene: mogat2
Product: monoacylglycerol O-acyltransferase 2
Exons: 6
Coding region: 35-1042 (335 amino acids)
Biological process (GO): diacylglycerol biosynthetic process; triglyceride biosynthetic process
Cellular component (GO): endoplasmic reticulum membrane
Molecular function (GO): 2-acylglycerol O-acyltransferase activity; diacylglycerol O-acyltransferase activity
Source: RefSeq, a predicted model, not a curated record
GUUGCCUUUCUCCGCUCCACGCCGCGAGCUCACCAUGAAGAUCGAAUUUGCACCUAGAAACGUGCCCCUGAACAGGAGGCUACAGACGGCUGCAGUUCUCCAGUGGGUCUACUCCUUCCUCGGCCUUGCCCAGACCUGCAUUGCGCUCUUCUUCAUCCUGCUGUUCACUCGUUUCUGGCUCAUCAGUGUGCUGUAUGCCGUGUGGUGGUUCAUCGACUGGGACACUCCCUCUAAGGGGGGCAGGAGGGUCCCCUACCUCUGUAACAUCCCAGUGUGGGACUACAUGAGGGACUACUUCCCCAUCAAGCUCGUUAAGACAGCUGACCUGGACCCCAGGCAAAACUACAUAGUGGGCUUCCACCCCCAUGGGAUCCUGGUGGCGGGGGCCUUCACCAACUUCUGCACUGGGGCCACUGGCUUCGGCACGCUGUUCCCGGGCCUGUGCCCCUACCUGCUCAUGCUGCCCCUGUGGUUCCGCGCCCCGUUCUUCAGGGACUACAUCAUGUGUGCAGGGUUAAUCCCCUCUGAUAAAGACAGCGCCAGCUACCUGCUGCGGCGGAAAGGAGGGGGCAAUGCCGUGGUGAUAGCGGUGGGUGGAGCCCCUGAAGCCUUGGAUGCCCGACCGGGGGCAUACUGCGUGCUACUGGCCCAGAAGAAGGGCUUCAUCAAACUGGCCAUGGAGAAUGGCGCCCACCUGGUGCCAGUGUACUCUUUCGGCGAGAAUGAGGUCUUUGACCAGGUGGACAACUCCAAAGGCACCUGGCUCAGGUGGAUUCAGGAGCGGCUGCAGAGGGUCAUGGGUAUCUCUCUACCGCUUUUCCAUGCGCGUGGCGUCUUCCAGUACAGCUUUGGUCUCAUGCCAUACAGGAAACCGAUUAAUACAGUUGUGGGCAAGCCCAUCAGAGUGGAGAAGUGUGACAAGCCGUCAGCUGAAGAUCUGGACGCUCUUCACCAGCUUUACAUGGACGAGCUGAGCAAGCUGUUUGAGGAGCACAAGGGCAAUUAUGGAGUACCUGAGGAUACUCAUCUAAGCUUCAUCUGAGACGGACUCUUCCUUCCUCUUCCACAUCUACGCACACACACACACACACACACACACACACACACACACACACACACACACACACACACACACACACACACACACACACACACACACACACACACACACACACACACAAUCCUUAUAUACCAAAGGCAUUGUUUGGCGAAUCAAGUUUCCUGACUUCCUGACUAACUGAGGGACGAUAAAAAGCCAUUGCCACACAUGGACUUGCUGAGGACAGUGACGGUAUUCCUUAUGAUGCAUAAAUGAGAAAGUGUAUCUACUUCUAAUGUUGAGUUGUCUCAAAUAUGUCUCAGGUUGAAAAGUUUUGCCUCUCAAAGAAAUCCCUUUCUGGACAGAUGUUAGAAAUUCUGAGCUCAUCUUGUGAUCUUUUUAGAAAAUGUUAUCUAAAGAAAUGUGGCUCUUGGCCUCACAUCUUGAGCCCAAUCUCACUGACAAUAACGUCUGUCAGGAAAGAUGUGACUGUAAGGUUAAGCAAACUUAAAUAAACUGUUGAAGUACUUCCCGCAAACAACAAAUAAAGACAGAAUUGUGUGUUGUUCUGAAGAAAAUGAAGAAUCUUCCAAAAUUAAACUGUACUCCCAACAGGAGAUGGACCAAAACUGUGAAAAGUAGUUCAAAUCCAGCUAAUUGUAUUACUAAUAUAUUGCAAAUGUACAUUGUACAGUUAACAAUGAUGAUCGUUGUACAGAAUUCAAUAGUGUAAUGAUGAAAUUGCCUCUCAUGUGAUAUUGCCAAAGAAAUAAAUGUACCCAACCCAGA